AUGUCGACCAGAAUUCCUGAACCAGCUUACCCAGCUAGGAAUGCUGAGGCAUUAUAUGGUGAUAAAAGCCUCUACGCCAAGCUUGGCGAGAUCGCGGAGAAACAGGGUGGGAAGACAAUUAUCGAGGAAUUUGAGAUCCCGAUUAGGAGCGGGAAGGCUUGGGUUGUGAAGAAAGGUCAACUUUGCAAGCUUUCCACUCCUCGUGGCCCCCAGGUGGGAGAUCUGAACAUAUGGUCACUUCACAAUCCCCGAGAGAGAUUCUGGGCUUCGAGAACGAAACAGCUACAUGCGUCCCAUGUCUCUGUGGGCGAUCGAUUAUGGUCUGUGCUCCCGUACAUGAGACCAUUGGUGACCAUCGUGGCGGAUAGUUUGAAAGAGUAUGGAGUGGACGAGGUCGGCGGUCGAUGUCAUGACUUGCUCGGGACAAGAUGUGAUCCAUACGUAAAUAAGCUCUUGAGUGGAGAUGACUUCGAUUUUCAAUGUCAUUCGAACCUUGUCCGAGCUGUGCUGCCAUAUGGGCUGACAGAAGCGGACGUUCACGAUGUAAUCAACGUGUUCCAAGUGACCGGCUUGAAUAAAGAUGGAAAAUAUUUCAUGGAGGCUUCGCCAGCUAAGCCAGGUGACUACUUCACAUUCUUUGCUGAGACUGAUCUUUUGUGUGCGAUGUCCGCCUGUCCCGGUGGAGAUCUUUCUGUCUACGGCUGGGGUGGAGAUUCUGCUCAGAGGAUGCUGGAAACUUGUAGGCCAUUAGGUGUAGCAGUGUAUGAGAUCGAAGGGAAGGAAGAAGUAUUGAAGGAUUGGAAAGAGAGCCAACCACCUGGGUAUAAGGGUAUGCAUGGAUUGAAGAUCCCAGUAUUCGGGCAACAGUAG
Molecule: messenger RNA, 870 nt
Organism: Mollisia scopiformis
Lineage: Eukaryota; Fungi; Ascomycota; Leotiomycetes; Helotiales; Mollisiaceae
Exons: 5
Coding region: 1-870 (289 amino acids)
Source: RefSeq, a predicted model, not a curated record